Messenger RNA from Eriocheir sinensis (Chinese mitten crab), 3751 nucleotides. RefSeq names its product lysosomal alpha-mannosidase-like. Gene Ontology annotation, biological process: mannose metabolic process. Gene Ontology annotation, molecular function: alpha-mannosidase activity; carbohydrate binding. The transcript has 21 exons. Lineage: Eukaryota; Metazoa; Arthropoda; Malacostraca; Decapoda; Varunidae. The record is from RefSeq and is a predicted model, not a curated record. Bases 547 to 3594 code for a protein of 1015 amino acids. Gene Ontology annotation, cellular component: lysosome.
GCGGGCUAAUGGUCACCACUUCGCCAAUUAAUCCUUCACGAACCGUCCCUCAGAAGCACACCCCGAGAUGCCAGGUCACAAGAAAAGGAAGUAACUAACUAAGGCUAAAAAGAAAGGCGCUGUGGAAUGUCUCUCCGGUAGAAAAACUAAGGGGCGUGAAAACGGAGAACAUGGCAUCUGGGUUUGUUUAUUAUAGUCAGCUGUCAGCCCGUCAGCCUCAUGUCACGUGGUGGUGGUGUCCUCUGUCAGUGUUAGCCCUGACGUGGUGCUGAAUAAAGGUGGAUUCUUGCCACAGCUGCUGCCCUAGUCAUCCUCCCGUGACCUGCUGCCCCGCCACUUGUCACGAUUGCUUGACUCACGAGAGGGUGAACUAACACACGUAUUGCCUCAGUGUGUAACGCUUUGACUAGGGUCCGUCACGUUAGCAGCUGGCAGGGAGGUCAGUGUGAAGUCAUCUGGCUGGGAGGAUAUCAAUAUAAGGUCAUCUGGCAGGGAGGAAGAAGAGGUGGUCACCGUGAGAGGGAGGACAGGCCAGGGGUCGCCGUGAUGAGGUGGGGUGGAGGGCAGUGUUGGGUCAUCGGCCUGGUCCUCGUCGUGGUCGCCGUCAGCAGCAGCAGGCAGGCCAACCCGUCAUGUCCAACAGGCAAGGAAGGGAUGCUCAAUGUUCACCUAGUCUGCCACACCCACGAUGACACUGGCUGGCUCAAGACUGUGGACCAGUACUUCUAUGGAGCUCGUAAUGACAUCCAGCGUGCGGGUGUGCAGUACAUCCUGGACUCAGUGGUGACGGCUCUACAGAAGGACCCAAAGCGCAAGUUCAUCUACGUGGAGUCUGCCUUCUUCUUCCGCUGGUGGGACGAGCAGGACCAGAAAACCAAGGACAUUGUGAAGGCGCUUGUGUCAUCAGGUCAGCUUGAGUUCAUUGGCGGAGGAUGGUGCAUGAAUGACGAAGCCUCCACACACUACAAUGCCAUCAUUGACCAGAUGACGCUUGGCCUGGCGAAGUUGAAUGAGACCUUUGGUGAGGCUGCAAGACCGACGGUGGCCUGGCAGAUAGACCCUUUCGGCCACUCUCGUGAACAGGCCAGCCUCUUCGCACAGAUGGGCUUUGACGGUCUGUUCUUUGGCCGCCUUGACCAUGACGACAAGAGAAAUCGCUGGAACACAAAGACAAUGGAGAUGGUGUGGGAAGGCAGCCAGAAUCUUGGGGAGGCGGCUCGACUCUUCACUGGUGUGCUGCCCAAUGGCUAUGGUCCUCCCCCUGGCUUCUGCUUUGACAUCCUGUGCUCAGACGAACCCAUAAUGGACGACCCACGGCUGCACGACUACAAUGUUGAUGAUAAGGUUGAUGCAUUUAUUAAGGCUGCUGAGAGUGAGGCAGAAGGAUACUCUUCGGCCGGCCAUAUCCUGAUGACCAUGGGCGAGGAUUUCAAUUACCAGAGUGCUGAGAUGUGGCUGUCUAACCUGGAUAAGCUGAUCAGAUACGUCAAUGAGCGGCAGGAGUCCGGGUCAAAGGUCAACAUAUUCUACUCCACGCCAUCCUGUUACCUGUCAUCCCUGAAUGCAGCCAACCUGACCUGGACCACCAAGAGUGACGACUUCUUCCCUUACGCGUCGGGGAACCACACGUACUGGACUGGCUACUUCACCUCCCGCCCCACCCUGAAGAGAUACGUCAGGGAGUCCAAUGCCGUCCUGCAGGCAAUUAAGCAAGUGUCGUCACUGCUGGGUGUUGGCCGGUCACUGGAGCUGGAGAGGCUGGUGAAGGCAAUGGGUGUUCUGCAGCACCAUGACGCUGUGUCCGGCACCGAGAAGCAGCACGUGGCAGAUGACUAUGCCGAGAGGCUGUCCGAGAGCACGGCAGCAGCGUUGGGCAUGAUGGACCAGGCACUCAGCAAGCUGCAGACGCCUGAGGCCAUCAAGGAGGCGAAGGGAAUGUCGUCCCAGUUCUGUCCACUACUUAACAUAUCCAGCUGCCCCAUCACUGAGACCGCCUCCGCCUUCACCGUCACCGUGUACAACCCUCUUGGUAGGCCUGUCACCCACUAUGUUAGGGUGCCAGUUCCAGACAAGGUCGCCUACAAGAUCACUAACUACCAGGGCAAUGCAGUCGAGGCUCAGCUUGUGCCCAUUCCUGAUCCCGUCCUGUCCAUUCCUGGCCGGAAUUCAUCUGCCACCUUUGAGCUGGUCUUCCCAGCCACAGACAUCCCACCAUUGGGCUUUCUCCGCUUUCACGUUCAGCAAACUGGCAAUUAUCGCAUCUUGCAGCAGCAGAGGUCUGCUGUCCAUUCUCACAAGCUAGGUGGGGAUGACCCCAUUAAACUACAGGGACAGAAUGUUGCUGUCUUCAUCGACUCACAAACAGGCCUUCUCAAGUUUGUGGGAGCGGUUAAACCUGGGGACAUUCAAAUGGUGCCGGUCAGCCAGAACUUCUUUGUCUACACGGCAAUGGCUGGAGAUAACAGCAAGGAGCAGUUCAGAGCCUCAGGUGCUUACAUCUUCCGUCCCAACGGCACAGAAGCCAUCCCAAUUGCUGACAAGGCUGAAGUCACCACUGUGGAAGGAUCACUAGUGUAUGAGGUUCACCAGAAGUGGGGUCCGUGGGUCAGCCAAGUCAUGCGCAGCUACAAGGGAAAGCUGGACCUGGAGAUGGAGUGGCUGGUUGGACCCAUCCCCAUCAAUGAUAGGCUGGGACGUGAGGUGGUGACACGGUUCAAAUGGGAGGAGCUCACCACUGGCGACACUUUCUACACCGAUGCUAAUGGCAGAGAAAUGGUGAAACGUGUGAAAGACUUCCGUCCCACGUGGCAGCUCCAGAACCAUGAGCCCGUCGCCGGUAACUACUACCCUGUCAACUCUCGCCUCAUCCUAGACAACGGGACAGACUUCAAGGCUGCCGUCCUCACUGACCGCUCACAGGGCGGCACGUCGCUGAACCCAGGCCAGAUGGAACUGAUGGUCCAUCGCCGCCUGUUGCACGAUGAUGCCUUUGGGGUUGGAGAACCACUCAAUGAGACCCAGUACGGCAAGGGGCUGGUGGCACGUGGGAAGCACUAUAUCCUGCACAGCUCUUUUGGGAGUGAGGAGUGUGACUUUGGCUGCAUGCACCGCACACUGGGCGAGGAGCUGCUGCUGCCACCUCUCUACUUAUUUGAGGAAACCUCAGUCUCAGCACACACUUGGAGGACAUCUUCUGUCAAUAAGUGGACUGGCCUAGGGAUGAGCCUGCCAGCCAAUGUCCACCUCCUCACCCUGGAGCCUUGGGGUGACAACAAGCUGCUGCUGCGACUCGAACACAUGUAUGAGAACGGCGAGAGUUCCACACUCAGCGACCCAGUGACUGUUUCUCUGAAGGGACUUCUGGCAGAGUGGGAGAUUGUAGCAGCAGAGGAGACCAUUCUCUCAGCAAACCUCUUCAGGAAGGAUGAAGACAGACUCCAGUGGAAUGUGGAGGAAGGUGACGCCUUGCAUCAGUCACAGUCACAGGACAAGACCAGCAACACCGGCAGCCAAGAUGACCUCUCCAUUACCCUGAAGCCCAUGGAGAUCAGAACCUUCAUCUUGACCGUGCAGGUUAAUUCAAUCAGUUUCUAGAAGCUGGGAGAGAACAAGAUUAAGGGGUAUGUCUGGGUGUCUUUAUUAAUUGCCCCACUGCACAGUUUUGAAAUGUUGAUAUAUUAUUUGUAUGUAUAUGCAAAUUUCAUGAAAUUUGGUUAUCACUUUUUAAUAUGUGAAUUUUCCAUAAAUUUGA